UAAAAGAGGGUAUUUUGUCAUUGCAGGAAAAAAGUUCUAGACUUCCUCUUCUGUCAUCUACCACAGAAGAACAGAGACACGCUGAGAACUGCCAGAUUUCCAGGCAUCCUGAAAACAUUAAGAUGCAUGUGGGCCAUGAGGAACCAGCAGGCCAUGAUUUAAGUUUCAAGAUACGUUCCCAUCAGAUUCUUCAGACAAAAGCUCAACGACUGGAAAUAGAUCUGAAGAGAGCGAGGGAGCAGAGUUAUAUAAAGACAAUGGAAAUUUCAAAACUCUUGACAGAAAAAGAGGCACUUGAAUUAAAAAUUCAGGAGCUCAUAAAUGAAAAUCUCCAAUUGACCAGAGAAAAAGAGGAACUCUGCACAGAGUAUGAAGAAAAGCUGAGCAGAAAAAAUAGUUCAGAUGAGUCUAUAAAAUUAGACAAACUCAGACAAGAGAAUCAGAGUCUCAGCUGCAAGGUUCUGAAAUACGCUGGAGAAAAAACAGAGCUCCUAAGAGAAAAUAAUGACCUUAAAGAUGAACUUUAUAGAAAGAUAACAGUGAUGUCAAAACUAUUAUCAGAAAAAGAAGAGCUCCGAAUCAAGGCUGAGAUGCUCGUGUUCAAAAAUCUUGAACUAACUGAUGAGAAAGAGUUGCUCUGCAGAGCGUAUGAGGAAAGACUGUGCAGAGAGAAGCAACUGAGGAAGGGCUGCUGCACAUUAUUGAUGGACAAAGACCAGAUGGUAUCACCCAAUAGUAGAGAGUACAAAAGAGGCUUUGUGAAUGCCUGCCAAACAAGUGCAGUCAUUAUAGAAGACAACUCAGAAGCUCUUGAAAAAAUGAAGCCUCAAGUGGUGGAAUAUCAACUAAAGGAGCAAUGGCUUAAAGCUUCAGUAGAUAGCCUCAAAAUCAAAAAAUCCAAGGGAGCCAGGCAAAAUAUACUGAGAUGGCUUCAGCAAACUCUGGAAAACCUGAAAGAAGAUUCUGCUAAACUGUCAAGAGACACCUUAGCAGAAUGGCUAAAAGCAUCCCUAAUCAACCUUCAAGAGGGAUGUGAAUGGUUGGUUGAAAGGGAGGAUGUGAAUGGUUGGUUGAAAGUAUCCAUAAGUCACCUCCAAGAAGAAGGACCAGACACAUGUGAUUUAGAAGUGCAGGAAUGGAUUGAAGCAUCAAUUAUAGGCAUUCAACAUCUACAAAAGUUUGAGUCAGAGUCUCGAGGAAGACUAAGAAAGGGAUGGUUUGAAAAAUCAAUAGAAAACCUCAAGAACCAAUGUCCUGAAGGAUUUGUGAAUAUAUUAGAAUGGCUUCAAGGGUCCUUAGAAAGCCUCUUGGUUUCAGAAAAACCUAGACCAGUUCUUGAAAAAUGGUUUCAACAAUCCUUGAAAAACCUGCAAGAGGAAGGUCCUGGAACAUCUAAACAAGAUGCCAAAAAAUGGCUUGAAAUAUCUAUAAAGAAUCUUGAGGAGGAAGGACCUAAAACACCACAUCUAGAUAUUCAGGAAUGGCUUGAAGCUUCUAUUAAAGCCAUUCAGGGUCUACAGAAAUCUAAGAUCAAGAGGAUUUUCUAUGAGAUCCAGCAUCCUCCCUCCAUCUCCUUAUUGAAUGAUAAGGACACCGUAAAUAGCUGGUUCUUCCACUAA
This is a messenger RNA of Crotalus tigris (Tiger rattlesnake), 1619 nucleotides long. Its product is annotated as golgin IMH1-like. The record is from RefSeq and is a predicted model, not a curated record. Bases 123 to 1619 code for a protein of 498 amino acids. NCBI's taxonomy places the organism in Eukaryota, Metazoa, Chordata, Lepidosauria, Squamata, Viperidae. The transcript has 8 exons.